Messenger RNA from Aedes aegypti (yellow fever mosquito), 912 nucleotides. RefSeq names its product lipid storage droplets surface-binding protein 2-like. The record is from RefSeq and is a predicted model, not a curated record. Lineage: Eukaryota; Metazoa; Arthropoda; Insecta; Diptera; Culicidae. The coding region runs from base 1 to 327 and encodes 108 amino acids. The transcript is spliced from 2 exons.
AUGGCUAACAGUAUGUUGCGUUUCGCAAUUGGGAGCUGUUUAUUUUGUUUCGGUUUCACUUUAUUUCGCGUGAAAGACUUCAAUCCCCUUCGGAACCGUGCCAGUAUCUCCGCCCCGCUGGUGCAUAAGUUCGACGGCCUGCUCCAGCUGGUCAAGGGCAUCGACCGCCUCGAGGUGAGCGUACCGAUCAUCAAGGAACAACCGCAGGAGAUCCACAACCAGGCAAAGUCUAAGGUCCUCGGCAUGGUCAAACCCUAUGCCGAGAAGGUGUACGAACUGCAACAGGCCUUCCAGCAGAAGGCAGCCUCCCUGAAAGAGCUCUCCUAGAAGAAAGCCAACGAAGUACUGGCCUCCCAGUACAGAAGGAUCGCCGUGAGCGGCGUGGACAUCACCGCUCAGCUGGCCGAGCGUCUUCUGGACUACUACUGCCCGAAGUGCGAAGGCGACGAUGAAGAUAACGCUCUCAUCUCGGUUAAGGAAGAUCCACCCUGCACACCGUUCAGACGCCUCUCCAACAAAGUUGCCCGCCGCGUCUACCGCACCGUGUCCAAGCAGGUGAAAACCCUCCGCAAGGAAGAUGUCAAGGAAUACGUCGUCACGUUGAUUGCCGUCCUCCGCCUGACCCAGUACCUCAACUUCCUGAACGACAAACGGCAACACCAGUCCGCCCCUGCUAGCAACAGCACCGCUCCCGCCCACGCUAACUCUAGCUUCACUUCUGCGUCCAACACCUCGGCCGUGGUUUCUAUGAUCAAUUACAAGACAGGCCAAGAAGGAGACCGGCGAAGACCAGAUAUCGCAGUAGGCAGGCGCAUAAUAAGACUAGACUACGAUGUAACGUAAAAUUUGUGUAUGUGCGGAAAUGCAAACCCUCUAUAAGCGAAAUAAUUAGUUUUAGAUUUAGAUUAGAAA